CGGAGCUGAUGUGGAGCAAUGAAGGCAUCAGUAGCAGUCACUCAGUGGAGCCAGAGACUGUUUAGAACUGAGCCGGGCUCAUUAACCGGCAUGUAGCUACGCAUGUAAUAAAUAAUAACGUUACUGGAAUAUAGAGGGAGAAUGGCAAGCCUGUGGAGAUCCUACCAAGUGUUGAUGACCAAACGCCCCUGGACAGUGCAGUUAGUGACUGCUGGGACUUUAGUGGGUGUCGGUGAUGUCAUCUCCCAGCAGGUGUUUGAGAGACGAGGAUUGGCUCAUCACAACGUGCAGCGGACGGCCAAGAUGAUGAGCAUUGGUUUCUUCUUUGUGGGUCCAGUAGUCGGCAGUUGGUACAAAGUUUUGGACCGGCUGGUGGUUGGAGGGACUAAAAGUGCUGCCAUGAAGAAAAUGCUGGUUGACCAGUUGUUUUUUGCUCCGUGUUUCCUGGGAGCUUUUCUUGGUAUUUCCGGUGCUCUGAACGGACUGACGGUGGAGGAGAACGUCACUAAGCUCAAGAGGGACUACACAGAUGCCCUGAUCUCAAAUUACUACCUAUGGCCCGCAGUUCAGAUUGCCAAUUUCUACUUCAUUCCUCUACACCACAGGUUGGCUGUCGUCCAGAUUGUUGCUGUUGCUUGGAACUCCUACCUGACCUGGAAGGCCAAUAAGAUGUGACCAAUGAUCACAAGUCCGGCCUGUGAUGAUGAUGAUGAUAAUUUUACACUCAUUUGUAGUGUGUAUGUGUGACAUGGGCCGUUCUGGUCUAACAUACUUCUUCUGAUAUUUCCAAUGUGUAAAACUGUGACUGACUCACUUAUAAAAGCCAGGAGAAAGUGCUCGUCUACUCUGAAUGACAAAUUCACACUUGAAAGUCAAACUUGCGUUUGCAUAAAUGUCUUUUGAAAGUUUGUUAUUUAUGGAAAUGAGAUUUGGCAGUGGUGCCGCAGUGUAGACACACACAUUACACAUUACAUUAACACCAACUAGUUGCAAAGGAAACUUUUCUAAUCCAUGUAAUGUAUUGUUAAUCACAUAAAAUAAUUGUGUUAAAGGAGAAUUAUAUUACAGGUUAUUAGAAUCAUGUUUUGUCUCAUAAAGAAGGAGGUGCUCCCCUCAGAUUCUCUUCACACUGUUGAUUUUCAUCUUAUUCGUGUCUUUUAUCAGAUUUUAGAAAAUGCUCCACAAUUUGUAAUAAUGUAUUGUAAUUUACAUAUUUUAUCUUCACCUGCCUCACUUAUGUGCUUCUUCUACUACUAUCAGUUGCAGGAUGCAAUGCAUUCUGGUAUGUUGAGGCUUCUGGGUGAAGUAACCUGAUGUUAAAAUAAUAGUUUGACAUUUUUGGAAAUACACUUAUUAAUUUUCUUGCUGAGAGUGAGAGGAUAUCACUCUCGUGUCUGUACAGUAAAUGAAGAACCUACAGCUAGCAGCUGCUGAGCUUAGCUUAGCUUAGCACAAAGACUGAAAAUGGGGGUAAACAGCUAGCCUGGCUCUGUCUGAAGGUAACAAACUCUGUAUACCAGCACCUCUAAAGCUCACUGAUUAAUAUGUUGUAUCACGUUUGUUCAAUCUGUACAUAAACCAAAGUGUAAGUUGCUGUUUUGACUUUAGCUGAUGUUGUUACCUUUGGACAGAGCCAGGCUAGCUGUUUACUUUUAGUCUUUGUGCUGAGCUAAGCGAACUGGCUGCUGGAUCUAGCUUUUUAUUUACCGUACGGACCUGAAAGUGGUAUCAAUGUCGUCUUACUCACAGCAAAAAAUCAAGGUUAUUUCCCAAAAUGUCGAACUAUUCCCUUAAUCGAUCAAUGUCAUUGAAAUAUUUUCUGCUAAACUGCAUUGUACUAAACAACAAAAUAGACCCCUGAAUCCAUCGGUGCAUCGACAACCGCUGCUAAAGUUUAAAUUGUUUGUUUAUUAUUCAAUGUACAUGGAAUCUUUAUACUCAAAAUGUGCACAUUUUUAAUAACAAAGGCCACCUGUGGCAUGUAAAAUAUUCAAGUUUGACAUGAGGUG
Messenger RNA from Sander lucioperca (pikeperch), 2009 nucleotides. It is a transcript of the gene mpv17, whose product is annotated as mitochondrial inner membrane protein MPV17. The record is from RefSeq and is a predicted model, not a curated record. The transcript has 9 exons. NCBI's taxonomy places the organism in Eukaryota, Metazoa, Chordata, Actinopteri, Perciformes, Percidae. The coding region runs from base 142 to 675 and encodes 177 amino acids. Gene Ontology annotation, cellular component: membrane; cytoplasm.